Toxorhynchites rutilus septentrionalis is the source of this 1761-nucleotide messenger RNA. RefSeq lists its product as uncharacterized. The record is from RefSeq and is a predicted model, not a curated record. Lineage: Eukaryota; Metazoa; Arthropoda; Insecta; Diptera; Culicidae. The transcript has 3 exons. Bases 198 to 1196 code for a protein of 332 amino acids.
UUUCAUUCGUGCUCCCUUCCAUUUUCAUUCGUACCAAAAACUGCGCUCGCUGUAUUUAUUUAGUACUGUUACAGUGUUUGGUUUGAUUUUCGAUGCUGAAGUAUAAGAAAAACAUUGAUUAGCGUCACUAAGUUGCAUCGACCUUUGAAAACUUAUUCGAUGAUAACGGUUUGUCGCAAAAGAUUUCGAAAUUUUGAAUGAGAGCUCAAUCGGUCCACAGGAUGAUGACCAGGAGAAAAUCGGAACACGAGUCACAGGUCGUGCAGCAGAAAAGGGAAGAGCCUGGAAAUCAGUUGCAUCAGCAGAACAGAGCGGAAGUGUCCGAGGCUUCAAAAACAGUCAGCCAAAAAUCAGUUCAACAGAAGAAAGCUUCACGAAUCAACCAACGAAGAGUAUCGGAAGCGGCACCAGGUGUACUGCAAAACGGUUCCCAACAGGCCAACAGUGUUCAAAAUGGAAUGGAUACCGAAGGCAUUCCGAAAUUCAAAGGGUAUCGUAUUAUAGAAAUCGACCAUUUUCUCCAGUGGGCAGCAUAUUCACAAUUUAUGCACUCCAAACACUGUCCGGGUGGGCUGUUAAAACCCUAUCAGGAAUAUGUUAGUGGUUGCUAUUCAACGUUCGCAAUGAAGUGCAGCAAAUGCUCGGCGAUAAUAACACGGUCUUCGGAAAACUAUAUACACCACAAUAAACUAAUGAACCGGCUAGUGAAGGGAACCGUUCAGAUGGGUAAAGACUACGAAGAGAUGGGCAGUUUUAUGGAAUCGCUGGAGAUUCCAUUUGUCACUAAGGAAGAAUUCGGAACGAUCAAAUCCCAGAUGCAGCUCAACUCUUCGCUAGAGGAUCAAUCUUCGUUGCAGAAGGCGGUGGAGGAACUGGAAAUGGCAUCGGUCGCUUCGAAGCGAAAACGACACGGAAGUUGCAAAUAUCAUUACGAAGUUUUGAAAGUUUACUUGAACAAAAAAAUGCGCAAGAUAGAGGAAAAUCUGCAGUUGUCGGUGAAUGAUUCCGUGGCAUUAGCAGUAAAUGCUCACUUGAAAAAUGUCGCCCAUGUACAAUUACUAUCCACUAGUCCCAGCAAUCAAACUUCCGGUGGAAGCAGCACAAGCAUGACCGUUACUAGUCAAACUAAUCGAUUCGGAGCGGGCUAUUCGAAUGGGCCUCCUCCAGCGAAGGGUACCACAGCUCAUAACAAUUAGGGAUUCUGUCGAUUUUCCUGACAGUUGUUUACCAGUGUAUAAAGUCGGCAUGUACAAACCACGUCUGUUAAAAGUGUUCAUACGGAUCAGGUAUUUGUUGUUUUUAUGUCUCCUUUUAUUUGUGAUCUCAACUAAUUGAUGUGUAAAAUUCUGUCAUCCCAAUCGAGAAUCCCAGUGUUACGUUUUAGAUUUCACAAUUCCUCAGGACAUGCUUCCAAAAAUACCUUUAGAUUUUAAGAAAAAAUGAAAUGGAACGAUUAAAAUAAGUUAUCGAGAAAGCAUUUACUUUCGGUCCUGCCAUACCUCGUUGUGUUGUAAUGUAGUUACGGUAUUGUAGACAGAACUAGACAUUUAAUAAAAAAAAACGUAGAGCAAAGAAAUUAUUUUAUUUGAUUGGAUGAUAAUUUACCGUGGUUUUGAGUCGAAUUUGUGAUCACAUCGCUGGAUUUCUAAACACCACAAAAAAUCAAUAAACAAAACAAGAUCAUCAACGUCAUCCAGAGAGAUUGUACCAUUGACUUAGUAAUCAUUUGUUUAUAUUGAUUAAAUUAUUGAUUGAAUGAAA